AUGACGGCUUAUCUUGGUGCGUCAAUAUACGCGAGCAAUGUCGGGGCUCCAAUGUUUGUAGGCUUAUCAGGGACCGCUGCAGCCAGCGGUUUAGCAGUUGUCAUUUAUGAAUGGCAUGCGGUGUAUAUUCUCAUAUCAUUGGGGUGGAUAUUUGUCCCCGUCUACAUUGCGUCAGGGGCAUUUACAAGUCCUGAGUAUCUGAAGAAGAGAUUUGGAGGGAAGAGGAUCCAAGUGUGCACAUCAAUUAUCAUGCUUGUCUCUUAUAUUCUCAGAAAUAUCAGUGUAAAUAUUUUCUCAUACCUAAAAUAUAUAUGUACUCAUAAUGCUCUGUUUUCAGGUGGCCUCCGGGCGGUCAUUUUUACGGACACAUUGCAAACGGGUAUACUUGUUGUUGGAGCAAUAACUGUAUUUAUUAUAUCUUUCAUGAAGAUCGGGAGCUGGCACACCAUGGAGGUAAAAUACAUGAAGGCAGCCACAAAUUACACGCUCUCUAAUCAGUCAUUCUAUAGCUGUGGUAUGCCACGUGACGAUGCCUUCCAUAUAUUUCGUGAUCCAGUGAAAGGUGAUAUACCAUGGCCCGGUGUUUUAUUUGGCCUGACAAUCCUAGCAUUGUUCGUGUGGUGCCAAGAUCAGUUAAUGGUUCAACGAUGUCUUUCGGCUAAGAAUUUGGCCCAUGCUAAAGGCGGAACUCUGUUUGCCUCCUUGUUAAAAUUUCUUAGCUUACCCAUGUUUGUACUGCCUGGAAUGAUCAGUAGAAUAUUUUAUACAGAUGAGGUUGCUUGCGCCGAUCCUGAUGAUUGCACGGAAAUUUGUGGAAGUCCCUCCGGAUGUUCGAACAUUGCAUACCCGCUCCUUGUCCUACGCAUUCUCCCUGUAGGUGUACGCGGAUUGAUGUUGGCUGCACUUCUUUCCGCGAUUAUGAGCACAUUAACAUCUGUCUUUAACAGUGCAAGUUCUUUGGUAACGCUCGACCUUUGGGCUCAUUUCCGAAAGAACGCCGGACAAAGAGAAUUAAUGGUAGUGGGAAGAGUUACGGUCCUUGUUUUAGUAGGAAUCAGUAUACUAUGGUUACCAAUUCUACAAGAUCAACAAGGCGGAAUACUUUGGUUUUAUCUAGCAUCAAUUGUUGCGUAUUUCUUUGUUCCAUGGUGUGUAGCUUUUCUUCUUGGUUUGUUUUGGAAGCCAACGACAGAACCAGCUAUAUUCUACGGCAUGUCGUUUGGAUUAUUUGUUGGUGUCAUCCGGAUGGGUUUGGAUUUUUCCGUAGCCCCUCCUUAUUGUGGGAGUGGAGAGCCUGACGAACGGCCAGUCAUUUCAGCCAAGCUAGACUUUCUACAUUUUUCAAUCAUCAACGGAUUGAUCUGUGUGGUUGUAAUGGUGAUAAUUAGCUUGUUCACGAAGCCUAGAAAUUCAAACCAGCUGCACAAGUUGACAUGGUGGACCAGACAUGACAAAGAAGAACCUGAACUAACUGAUGACGAAGAUGAUGAAUGCAAAGAAAAGGUUGAUGAGCAACAAAUAAGUGAGGAUGAGGCCGUUGCUGAAACUAAAACAUUUCAAUCAAUUGAAAUAGAAUCAAAACCGACGGCAUACAUUAACGGUGAAAGAUGUAAAAUGGCAUUUUUGGCGUGGGUUUGUGGAAAUCAGGAUACCGGAAAUACAAACAUUUCAGCGGAAGAACGUGCGAUAAUUCGCAGGAAAAUGACAUCAAUUAAACAAAAUCGCAAGGCGACAGCGUUUCUAAAUACGGGAGCCAUAAUAAUUAUGGUGGCAAUAACUUUUUUGAUUGGUUUCUAUGCUUAAAAUGUGCCAUACGGGUAUAUGACAGAACCGAACAUUUUAUGUAAAACUAUAAAUACCACAACGUUUAUACAAAUUUUUAUGUGUUUUAAAAAUACAUUUUAGCUCACCUGAGCACAACGUGUUUGUGAUGGCAACUCGUCCGUCGUUUGUCGUUGUUCAUAAUUUCUUUCAAACAGAACUCCUCUCACACCACAAUGAUGAUAUUGACCAAACUGAACAGGAAUGAUCCUUGAGUAUCCCCUAUAAAGUAAUGUCAAUGUUUUAUAUGUAGUCACAAGUGCCAAAAAUAUACACUUGUACUUCAAAAAUUAAAUAUUUGAAAAUCUUCUUUCCAGUAACGGCAAUGCACAGAUCUUAGAUAUUUGACAUGUAGCAUCACAUUGUUAUCCUUUCUUAGCUAAAGAAAAUCAUAUACAAUAAUAGGGUCUGUGGUAUUUGUGGUAUACAUAAACAUAGCACCGAGUCAAAUUAUUCAAGGCCAAGAUCACAGGAACAGAACUCAUGGAUACAUCACCUCUGGGGGUAAGACAGGUACAACGGAGUCUGUAUUACAUUUGUGGAGACAGUUCAAAGAAGUUGCAAAUAUGUGAUGACCAUUGGAUAAGGUCAGCAUGGUCUAUUUCUUUAUGACUUUUUGUGAUAUGUUUACAUAAUCAAAGACAUGCACGAAGAUUUUCUCAUCACAGAACCUUCUUUACUCCUUCAAAAAUCAUGCUUCCAUGAUUUCUGCUCCUGGGACCUGAACUGAGCGGGUAAAAGGCCUAUAGUUUACAUAUUUAGCGUAUACAUAACAGUUACAUCGUGUAGUUGAUUAGUAUUGUCCUAAUGGGUACGGCAUGUCACUAUUCGAGAGUAUGUGUUUUCGUCAGUAAAUCAGUUCUAAGAAGAUUUUUCAAAUGGCUAUAUUAAACAAUAUUAUUUUAAGGUAGUACCUUUAGUUAUAUUCGAAUACGUUAUGACUUGUGAUUUCACCUCUUACUCAAUUCUAACUUACACACUCACACUAUGAAAACGAAUUUUCUCCUAUAAGGAUGGUUAUGUUGUCCAUGGGCGGUUGUCAGUGUUAUUGUUUUUUUGGUUUUGUAAACAUUGUUAUAACUAUUGUACAAAUCUCUAACAUAGGGUAAAAAUGUUU
This is a messenger RNA of Ruditapes philippinarum (Manila clam), 2938 nucleotides long. Its product is annotated as sodium/glucose cotransporter 4-like. Bases 1 to 1803 code for a protein of 600 amino acids. Gene Ontology annotation, molecular function: D-glucose:sodium symporter activity. Gene Ontology annotation, cellular component: plasma membrane. The transcript has 12 exons. The record is from RefSeq and is a predicted model, not a curated record. Gene Ontology annotation, biological process: transmembrane transport. Lineage: Eukaryota; Metazoa; Mollusca; Bivalvia; Venerida; Veneridae.